AUGGCCAAACGCACUCAAGAAAUGCUUUUCGAUGCCCACGAACUCGAUGACGAGAUGCAGGACAUGACGCUGUGGGCACACGCGCAUGUCGUGCCGCUGAAGUGGCGACGUCAGGUGCUGACCCACUUGGAGCCUAUCUAUUGCCAGAUGACAUUCUGCCGCGAGGAACUGGUGCGAGGCUGGAAGCUGUUGCAUCCGCCGUUCUAUCAGCCCAAUAUCGACUCGUUCGACCGCCGACUUCAGUUCUUCGAGCGAUCAGUGCAGCUACUAACAUCGGCAAUUGAGGAAUGCAAAACGAAGUUGUUGAGAGCCGAAGCCCUCGCGGCGUGUAGAUACAUUCAGCUCUGGACGCGUAAGCUGCUUGCAAAGCGAGGGUUCUACACGAAGGUGAUCAAACUGUCAUAUCACCACCGAGGCAUUGUAUCAGGAAUGUUUGACUCGAUCACGGGCACCUCCAAACUUACAGCUCAUCGAACUGACCAGAGCAUCACUCUCGAAUACCCACGCUCUGACAAAAUUUGGGACAGCUUCAGCUAG
Messenger RNA from Phytophthora infestans T30-4, 537 nucleotides. RefSeq lists its product as uncharacterized. The transcript is spliced from 2 exons. NCBI's taxonomy places the organism in Eukaryota, Oomycota, Peronosporomycetes, Peronosporales, Peronosporaceae. The coding region runs from base 1 to 537 and encodes 178 amino acids. The record is from RefSeq and is a predicted model, not a curated record.